Molecule: messenger RNA, 408 nt
Organism: Adineta steineri
Lineage: Eukaryota; Metazoa; Rotifera; Eurotatoria; Adinetida; Adinetidae
Source: the annotation of a GenBank genome assembly
AAAAAUAUUGAAAAACUUGACGAAACAGGAUCAAUAAUUGUAGUUGUUGCUACCGAUGCACCUCUUUUACCACAUCAAUUAAAAAGACUUGCUCGUCGUGUACCAAUUGGAAUGGGAUUAGUUGGAGCACGAGGUGGAAAUGGUUCAGGUGAUAUUUUUGUUGCAUUCUCAACAGCUAAUCAUCAAGCAAUGGGAAAACAAACAGGAGUAGUACAAUUAGAAAUGUUACCUAAUGAACAAAUGACUCCUCUAUUCGACAGUGUCGCUCAAGCUACUGAAGAAGCUAUUUUAAAUGCAAUGAUAUCAGCAAAAACUAUGGAAGGAAUAUAUGGAAAUAAAGUUUAUGCUAUACCACAUGAACGAAUUCGUGAAAUUUUGAAAAAACACAAUAGAUUAACGGAUAAUUAA